Westerdykella ornata is the source of this 1157-nucleotide messenger RNA. Its product is annotated as Isochorismatase hydrolase. Bases 183 to 830 code for a protein of 215 amino acids. The record is from RefSeq and is a predicted model, not a curated record. Lineage: Eukaryota; Fungi; Ascomycota; Dothideomycetes; Pleosporales; Sporormiaceae. The transcript has 2 exons.
AAUGAUCCCCCGGGCCUUCCCCCAACUACUGUGCUUCCAAUUCCCACAUAUCCAGACUGCCUGGACCAGGAUCUGCCGUUAUCUCCUUGCGUUCAACUGUGAAAGGGCUCCGCACUGAAGAAGCCCAAAAAAUAUAGUCUAUAGCACGACCCUGAAGAGCAACCGGUGUAUAAGGUUUGAAGAUGAAAACCGCACUGCUGGUCAUCGAUAUGCAGGAGCAUUUUCGGGAAAUGGGCAUGCCUAUCAUGAAGAAUAUAUCCACCCUCUCCGACCACUUCACCACCCACUACCUCCCCCAACACUUCACCCAACACGGCCACCCACCCUCCGACUUUGAAUCCCCCAUCACCAACCAACUGGUAAAGAAAUGGGGCAUCGAAGGCAGCAUCCACCGCGGCUCCCCCGCGUGGCACCUCCUCCCCUCCAUCCGCGCCCUCUACGACAACGCCUCCUCCUCCCAUACACACCCCUCCGUCAUCCCCAAAAACACAUACGACGCCUUCCUAGGCAUCACCGGCCCGGAGCUCUCCACUUCCAACGCCGCUUCCUCCUCUUCGUCUCCGCCAGCCCCACCGUCUCUAGAAUCCCGGCUCCGCACCGCGGCCGUCGAGAGAGUCAUCGUCUGCGGCGUCCUGACGGAUUGCUGCUGCGAUACUACUGCCCGCAGUGCAUUCAAUCGCGGGUUCGAGACGUGGCUCGUUGAAGAUGCGUGUGCGAGCGUGGAUCAGAGACAGCAUGAGGCUGCGCUGCGGGGGUAUGGGUUUGGGUACGGGGAUGUGGUGAGUACGGAGGAGGUGGUUAGGAGGUUGGGGAGGGAGGUGGGGUGUUAGGUGUAGGCUAGUUGGUGGUUGGGAGAGGUGUGAGGGAGGAUGGUGGGUUUGAAGGGCUUGUGGAACUGAGCAGUGAGUUUGGUAGGGUUAGCUGAGGGUAGGGGAGAAAGGGGGAAAACUCAAAGGUACAGAGCGGUUUGUGCUUCAGUAUUAUAUUGAUUCUUUGGGAAGAAAAUGGGCGGGGCGUUGUGCGUUACGGUGGUGCAUGUGAAUGCAUCUUGCGAUACCGUCGACGCCUCAGAAUGGUCGAAAUGCCCAGCUUCUCGAUUAGCUGUUUGAACAGAAUCCGAACCAUUAUGGAGAUAAUGUCCAGGAGGCAGAUGCAGG